This is a messenger RNA of Durio zibethinus, 2042 nucleotides long. Lineage: Eukaryota; Viridiplantae; Streptophyta; Magnoliopsida; Malvales; Malvaceae. The record is from RefSeq and is a predicted model, not a curated record.
UUUUCGAUAUAGGACUCGCAUCGAGCCAAGCCAAGUUACCUAUUCGAGUUCGAGGCAACCACCAACCAUGCAGCGACCUAAUUCCGCUUCCCAAUCAAUACCUUUCCCGCCACUAAAAUUCCCAUCCCCAAACACCAACAAACCCAAACCUGAACCCUGGCUCUGGACAUCCACAAACCGGGAUAAGCCGCCGGUUCAGUCCCUGAAUGGAAGUAAACCUAUUCAAGCUUUGUUCUGAACUCAGAGUCCUUGGCUACUUCAUGAUCCUCCUCGUCGCCGUAAUUAUCGGCUUCUCUUACUACGCCGUUGUUUUGCUCACCCGUGUCCCACAGUUACUCCACGGCGGAUUCCACUCCUUCUUGUCCUUCACCAUCAUCAUUAUAUUCCAUGUUCUGGUAAAUUUGUUUGUUAGUUAGGCAGUUAGUUAACUUUACCGUUUGCUAAGGAACUUAAUUUUUUUUUUUUUUUGGAACUUAUGCUUUUAUUAUGGAGUUAUUUUAAAGUAGUGUUUAAGGACCCUGGCUCUGUACCUGAAAAUUGGAGAGCGGUUUCCGCGGAGGAGAAUUUGGAGGUUGGUAGUUCUUGGCAGCUGAGGAUGAUGGAUUUCGGACAAGAUCACUUGGUGCUGGUGGCUGUUGCAUCCAUUGCCAGAAUGGGAAGCUGCCGCGGUGCCAUCAUUGUUCUGUUUCAAUAUUGGACACCAUAUUGUUGCUGCCUAGUUUUAUCAAUUGAUUUGAUGAAGCCAAGAAUCAUUCCUCCAGUCCUGCCAAGUUUGCAAUAAUCUCUGUGGCCUUUGGUAAGUUGUCAACUCAAGUUGAUAGAUAAUUUUUCAGCUCAACAUAUUUGUUCUGCAUUCUCAUUGUUUUCAUGUUUCUUACAGAUUCUGUACCUUGAUGGAGUUCUUAAUUUGGCUUUUGCUCUGAGUCUUCUUUGUUUCAUAGUCAUGCACGCAUUUCUUCUAUCAAGCAACACGUAUAGCUUACAACUAAUAUCUUUACGGCCAUUUUCAAUCUGUUAAGGUGUUUUUGCUACUGCUGCUUGGAGAUUUGGUAGAGUGGUGGAUGUUGAUUCUAUGUGAUAUCUUCUUUUUGUCGAGAAUCCAUAUGAAGCUCAUACUUUUAUUUUAAUUAACCACCGUUGAGUAAUGAUAUUAUCAUUGGGAUGGACUACGUUUUCUAUUUUUGGUGAAGGCUUUAUUUGAUUGUUAAUUUAUUAUAUGUUACCUUUCUGAAGCAAUAUUUUCAGGUUCGUGAGAAAAAAGCAGUCAGGUGGAAAUAUGACUUGCGCAGGAAAAAGAAUUUCGAGCAGGUGUACUUGCUUAGCAUACUCUUGUAGCUUUUUGUUUUAUUUAUCUAUGGACAUAAAUAUGAGGACAGACUACUUAUAGCAUUUGAGAUGUAUCUCGGGCUCACAGUAUGGUAUAAUUAACAGCCUAAGCGAUUAACGAAAGUCAUAAUGCUCGAGGAAGACGCUCCUUGUGUGGGCUUUUGUGGCCAUCGAAUGAGUCAUAUUAAUAGUUAGUGCUGUAUCAUGCAAUAAAACGAUCAUAUAGAUUUUGAUAUAAAUGGAUGGCAAAAGGAUUCUUUCCUCCCUCUUAAGGGACAGCAUAUUCCAACUUUUCUCAUAAUCCAUUUUCCCUGUUUAAGGUGUUUGGCACGAAAAAAAGUUUUUGGUUCUUCCCAUUUCUCUCAGAAGACGAUUUAGACAACAUAACAGACGAUUUUCCAACACUUUCAGAUGUUGAGGCUUGAGCUUUACUGAGGCUACAAUACCUCUAUUAUGUUAGUCAAAGUGACUUUCUGUGUAUCAUAUUGCAUUUUUAUUAAUUUAUGUUUAAAUGUUGAGUCUGAAAGGUACACCUCACUUUAUGUUUUAUUCUAUAUUGUCGUUAUACUGCCUUAAAGCGAAUGUAAAUAAAAGUCUUCUCGAUCAUGCUUCUUUGUUACUUAAGUUCUCCUUCAAGGAGAGGCAUCCUGUCAACUACGGGAGGAUCGUACUUAAGUUCUCCUUCAAGGAGAGGCAUCCUGUCAACUGCGGGAGGA